CACACAGGGGAGAAGUUACAUCAGUGUUUGGAAUGUGGGAAACAAUUUGAUUGGAAAAGUUCUCUUACUAGACAUGAAAGGACCCACACAGGGGAGAAGCCAUAUGAAUGUGUGGAAUGUGGAAAGAGCUUCAGUCAGAGUGACAGUCUACGUUCCCAUCAAAGGACCCACACAGGGGAGAAGCCAUAUAAAUGCAUAGAAUGUGGAAAGAGUUUCAGUCAGAGUGGACAUCUACGUUCCCAUCAAAGGACCCACACAGGGGAGAAGCCACAUAAAUGCAUGGAAUGUGGAGAAAGCUUCAGUCACAGUGGCAGUCUACGUUCCCAUCAAAAGACCCACACAGGGGAGAAGCCACAUAAAUGCGUAGAAUGCGGAAAGAGCUUCAGUCACAGUGGCAAUCUACGUUCCCAUCAAAGGACCCACACAGGGGAGAAGCCAUAUAAAUGCAUGGAAUGUGGAAAGAGUUUCAGUCAGAGUGGACAUCUACGUUCUCAUCAAAGGACCCACACAGGGGAGAAGCCACAUAAAUGCAUGAAAUGUGGAGAAAGCUUCAGUCACAGUGGCAGUCUACGUUCCCAUCAAAAGACCCACACAGGGGAGAAGCCACAUAAAUGCGUAGAAUGCGGAAAGAGCUUCAGUCACAGUGGCAAUCUACGUUCCCAUCAAAGGACCCACACAGGGGAGAAGCCAUAUAAAUGCAUAGAAUGUGGAAAGAGCUUCAGUCAGAGUGACAAGCUACGUUCCCAUCAAAGGACCCACACAGGGGAGAAGCCAUAUAAAUGCAUAGAAUGUGGAAAGAGCUUCAGUCAGAGUGACAGUCUACGUUCCCAUCAAAGGACCCACACAGGGGAGAAGCCAUAUAAAUGCAUAGAAUGUGGAAAGAGCUUCAGUCAGAGUGACAGUCUACGUUCCCAUCAAAGGACCCACACAGGGGAGAAGCCAUAUAAAUGCAUAGAAUGUGGAAAGAGCUUCAGUCAGAGUGACAGUCUACGUUCCCAUCAAAGGACCCACACAGGGGAGAAGCCAUAUAAAUGCAUAGAAUGUGGAAAGAGUUUCAGUCAGAGUGGACAUCUACGUUCCCAUCAAAGGACCCACACAGGGGAGAAGCCACAUAAAUGCAUGAAAUGUGGAGAAAGCCUCAGUCAGAGUGACAGUCUACGUUCCCAUCAAAGGACCCACACAGAGGAGAAGUCACCUUAAUGCACGGAAUAGGAACAGAGCUUUAGAAAAAGUUCAGCAUACAGUAGACAUCACAGAACUCAUGUACCUCUAGAGGAGACGGGCCUUUGAGUUUCCGAAUCUAUAAAAACACAUUGGAAGGAAAGAGGAAGGCCAGCACCUUGCUCUCUCUCCACCAUGAAUCGGAGUUUGUGUGGCCUUGGUUGACGGCUACUGGGAGCAGGUGUCACUCAGAAUGGCAGCAAGCUUGGAAGGGGUUCACCUAACCUCCUCCGCAAAGAGACCCAUCGCAGGCUUCUAGGAUGAUGUGUGAAGGUUUGCUGAAAUGAGCAGCAGCAGAGAUCUCUGGAUUAAAGGGUUCUGAAAAAGAAUAGCUCUUUGGUUGCAGAUAACGUCAUAUCUUCAUACUCCUGCCUUAUUUCUUGGCUCUUCUGCAUUCAAUGGCAUCAAUUGUUUCCCAUGCAUGUGUACUGUAUGUACUGUGAUCUGUCCUGAGUCCCUUGGUUGAAAUUUUGGGUGCUAGCCCUGUACUUUUAACCCUUUUCUGGACUUUGUUGUAUCCUGAAUCAUUGACUCUAAAUUCUGGACUGACGUCUAGGUUUCGUAUAUGGACUUGGACUUUGUUUGUAUCCCUGACUUUCUGGCUUGACUUUGGGACUCUAAAUUCGGUUUGUACUCUUGAUUUCUUGGUUGUUGUUUUAUCAACUCAGCUGAAUGAACUCCUGGCAUGUGACUGUUGGGACUGUGACCUUGGUUCUUGUUAAUUUUCACUCCUGACCUGUAUCUGCAGUACUCAACUUGUCCGCAAUAAUUGGACUCUUGACCUGCACUUGUAUUCAUUGUUCCUUCAAAUGUGUUGCUCCAAUUAUUUUAGCUCAGUGGCUCCCAACCUUUUUUUAACUAGGGAUCAUUUGUCAAGGGACCACUCUCCAAAAUUAGUACCAGAAGGGUUAUAAAUCAGUUUUUGGUCAACUUUAGAUUUGGUUUGGUUAUUUGGAGUGAUGAUUCAGAAAAUUGCAUUGGAUAGACCACGUCAGCUCUCAUUCCUGAUAUGCCAUCCAGUUAGUCGUCAUCUGCUCGCCCACAGAAAACCAUAUUUAAUAAUCCUCAGGACUAUAAGAGGGUUUCGCAAGACCAGUCACUCUCAUUGUAAUGGUGUAGUAACUGUGAGGCUGUGAACCCUAUUUUAGUUCUUGCGGAUCACUGGUGGUCCAUGGACCCCAGGUUGGGAACCACUGUUUUAGCUGGACUGAAGACUUUAGUUUUCCUAUAAAAUAAUAUGGUCUUGGCUUGUCUUGUGUUUGUUUAAUAAACCUCAGACUUUAUACCGAGAGAGCCCUGGAACAUGAGACCAUCAGCCUUGCUUUGUGUGUACUUAUCCCUGUGUAGAGUGAAACCCUUUCUGGAUAUGAGACUGUUCAAUCCCCACCUUUGGCAAAGGGUCCAUUAGGACACACAGUAUCCUUCCCCAACUGCAGAGAAUGGAAGACAAAAAAUGACUACAACGACUGAUGAAGAUUCAUGAAUCCGUUGAGAUGGACAUAUUAACUACAUUCAUGAAGUAUAGAACCGCAUUGAAAGGAAAUAAGAGUAAAUAGAGAUACAAAUCAUAUAGUGAGUGAGUUUUGUAAAUUAGCGUUUGAUGUCAGUUAGUUUUGUUCUUAUUGUCCAAGGUGUGUGUCCUUGUUCCCUUUAUAUUUGUUAAAUAGUCCUUUUUUUAAAAAAAUGUACCAAAAUUAUUAUUUGUAUAAAAUAUUGUUUUUAAAUACCAAAAUUGUAAUUUGUGUAAACAUGCUUUGAUUUGUUUUUCUUCUUUAGUCUUUGAAUAAAUAUUGUUUUUUAAAAA
Molecule: messenger RNA, 3025 nt
Organism: Anolis carolinensis (green anole)
Lineage: Eukaryota; Metazoa; Chordata; Lepidosauria; Squamata; Anolidae
Product: zinc finger and SCAN domain-containing protein 2-like
Exons: 1
Source: RefSeq, a predicted model, not a curated record